Messenger RNA from Pocillopora meandrina, 19976 nucleotides. The record is from the annotation of a GenBank genome assembly. Lineage: Eukaryota; Metazoa; Cnidaria; Anthozoa; Scleractinia; Pocilloporidae.
CUAGCCAGUCCCUCGCUCACGUCAAAAUCUUCGAUAGUUUUAACCUCUCGCAUUUUGUGCCCAAAAAGUGUCAAAAGCCCUUUAAUUAACCACCUUCUUAAUGGAUUUCGUGCAGAUGUGAACAUAUUUGUGAUGAAAUGUCGUACUUGCACACCCACUGGAGAGAUGUUGAUGUAAGUUUGCCUCAUGUUAUUUCUAUCGGUUCCGUGCUUACCAGAUACCCCCCUCUCCCCCUCUUCCCGAUCCGUCUUUCCGAUGCAGCAAGUUAGGAUAUACCCAGAGAUAUCAAAAUAACCAUUAUUUGGUAGGCAUCUGUUGUUUUUACCUGCUAAUUUAAGAUUGCACGCUUAUGUACUUCCUAUCGGAAACAGACGUGCCGGAAAUGAGGAUCGAAAAACGAGAACGAUGACAAAGCACAAACUAAUCAAGUUGGUAGACCAGCUAACUUGAGCAAAUCGACGUGAUUUGUCUGCAGUUGCAACGUAACACUGACACUGGUUUGAACCAAAAAUAAACCCAGAAUGAACAAAAUCUUUUUUUUUCAAAUUUAUUUAUAUUGUAAUCUUUAUUAUGCCAUUUUGUAAUAUAAAUACAUCAGUAAGGAAUAACAUGUACAAAAAAAAAUUAUAUAAUUAUCGCGACCUACAGAAAAUUCAUUAAAACCAAGAGCCAUUGAUUUUUGACAGGCUUGAUUAUCUUCUUAGCUGGCGAUGUUUGCAUGCUUUCUUGCUCGGUUUUCACAUGACUUAAGUUAGUUACACUCUUUGAAAAUAGAGCAACGCAUGGUGAGGGUGUAGAUAAUGUUUCAGCAGGAUAAAACACAUUCAAUAUCAUUUUAAAGGUGCCUCUUUUCAAGAACUCUCUUUUAAAUUUAUAGGCAUGGAGGAAAGAAGGUCUCCCACUGUCAACAACAAGUAAUGAAGCUGCAAAAAUGUUUGAUGCUUCCCUCACUCAGGUUAGCAGGGGUUUAAAAACAAGCCAGCAAACACUGCAGUUCUGCUGGCCAUUUGAUAACAUGUCACUAGUGACUCUGGUCAAAAUAAUUACCUUUUGGUCCUUAAUGAACUUUUUACAGACACAUUCUUUUGCAGAGUCUGUUGCCAAAACUUCAACAAAUUCUGAAACCCCAGUGUUGGUUCAAGCAGUAAUGGUGUAAAUGUAUUGGGUCAUUUAUUACAAAGAAAAACAUACAGCUGGUAGUAGAACUUUGGAGGAAUGGGACAAAGAGGCACAGAUUCCAAAUUUAAAGGAAGGGGAGGGGUGGGAAUGUGAUUCAAUAUGGAACAUCUUCAGAUUUCAGGUUUCUAUAAGUCAACAUCUUUGGGACAGUGCUGAGAUAUGUAAUCUAUUAUCUAAGAUCUCAGAUCUAUCUGUGGAGGAAUUAUGGGUCACAGCGGCUGAAAUUAAUUGGACAUUUAAUUUUGUGAGCUAAAGUUUCAGUGGAUGUGUUAAAUGUAAGUCAUAUUUAUCUUAGAUAUAGCUGUCACUGAAAAAUUUGGUGUAUUAUGUAUUGUUUGGGUAAAUAACCUCUUAUAUAUGAUUAUAUGGUUCAAAGGUUGUUGCUCAUCAUGAUGAUAAAAGUGUUGGUGGUCUAGAGAGUUCAGUUACCAGGAUGUUGCAAGCAGAUCCUGAUUUUGGUAAACAUCACCUAAUAAUUUUUAUCAAAGGUUAUACUUGUACAUUCAGGCCAUUUAAAUUUGUUCUUGAUAAAUUUGUGGGUGUAUGAUAAUUCACUUUAGGUAUCUUCUGUAAAGCGUGAUGAUGCAACAGUGCUCUGAUUCAGACAAUUAAUAUUUACCUCAUAUUGGACCCAAUUGGUACACACUACAUCUCGAAAAGUAACAAACUGUCAAAAUUUGAUUCUCAAUCAAGGCUGUGUAUGAAGUGAGAAAAAUUAUGCAAUGUACAUAGGCCCUCCAACUUGUACAUUUCUACAAGGUUGAUCGAGAAAGUUAUGGCUUAGGAUUCUAUACAGAAUUAAGAUGAAUUGCCUAAUUUGCUGCACAAUAGAAACCUCCUUUUUUGCCAUGUUAUAAUAUUAUGACUGUAAUCGGUGCAUUAUUUUUAUUAUUUUUCAAGGAAGUAAAGACUUUAUAAAAGAUAGUUUGUUUGAACUCAAAGUAAAAUAUUUUGCAGAACUUUAAUCAACAUGGAUCAAAAUGGAUGAAUUGAAGUAGGCAAAUGUUACCUAAACAAAUACAAAAAAAAGAAACAAAAUUAUAAUUAAAAAAAUUAAUUACAAAUGAAUAGACAAUACAUAUAUGUUAAACUUUAUUUUGAGAAUUUGUUAGGUAUGCAUAACAUCACUCUUAUUUAAUGUUCACCCUUUUUCUUGUUGCUACAGUUAUGGGUCAUGUUUUAGCAUCUUUUUGUCUGCCUGGUCAUGUAAAGCAUUCUGAUGUUGCUCAAUUACUAGCCAUGGAAAAUAACCUUACUGACAGAGAAAUGCUCCAUGUUAAGGCUUCAAAAGAGCUAGCAGCUGGGUAAAGUAUAGUAUAACUAGCUGUUAACUUUUAACUAAUAAUUGAAUUACAUCUGACAAAAGCUUGGAAAAUUUUACACUCAAUUUAAAUCCUCUUCACCUCCUCCUGGGUCCUUAUAGCUUGCAGGGUCAUGUUUUGUUCCCAUAGGCAAGGCAGUUUAUUCUCACUGUAGUACCUCUCUCCAUCAAGGGGUUUGUAAAUGGGUGCUGGAGAACCUUUGGGAAAACCUGACAAAAUGCUGGGCCAAAUUGUUCAAAGCUGGGUUAAGAUAAUCCAAGGUUAGUUGGAGAUUUGAUUUCAGAUCUGAAAACUUGAAAUGGAAAUUCAGUAGAAUUCUUUUUGUUUACAUGGGAUGCCCCAUGAAGAAUAGGUAAAAUUAUUCCACAUAGGCUUUUGAACAAAGGAAUAAAGAAACCUGCAUUAGAAUUUAUCCAUGGUUAGCACUAAUUAGCCUUCAAACAACUGGGCCUAGGGGAUUAACCUAAGAUGGAAUAGCAUAUCAUCAUAGGAGAAGAGCAAUACUCCUACAUGUAGUCUUUCAGAAAAAUCAGGAUAAGCUCAGGCAUGGCCUAGUGGGCAUAAGGACUGGUCUCACAUUCCCUAUGAAAGGGUAACUGUGUUUUUCACUUUUGAGCGUUUAAACUGUGCAAAAAGCAUGUGACUGAGUUGUUAAAGGUGCUGGAUUUGAAAUUUCAAUCCUUUGCUGCAUAGUUUAAGCCAUUUCCCUUGACAAUUUUCUUUCAUGCCUAUUGAACUGUUUCUAGUUUCCUAUGGUAGUUUGAGUUGGUAGAGUUCUGAUGUACAUUUAAUUGAUUAAACUUUGUUUCAAUGCAUCUAAAUAUGCAAAAUUAUUGUACAAGUAGUCGUAUAUAUCAAAAAAAUGUUACAUAUAUCCCUCCUGGGUGUUGCAGAUUGAAUUUUUUUUCAAUUUUUUUGGUUUAUAUUUUACUCUGCUAUAAAACUUUUCAAACUAGUCUUUUUUUUUUCCUUUGCCUCACAUGAUGAUAUUGGAUCUGAGACAAAGUAGAAUCAAAAUCAAAUUGGUCUGAUAAGUUUUUAAGUAGGUAAAGUCUGUACUCAAGCUAGAAAGCCAAUCCAGCCAGAGCUUAAUUUGAUUUCCAUAACAUGGAGUGGCCAGGAGUAUUACUACUCCUCCCUGGAUUGGAGGCCAGUCCAUGGCAAGUUUACCCCCUUCCUACCAGCCUUUUAUCAGGCUUCCCUGACAAUUCACAGGUAUCCAUUUAAACUCCUGUGUAAGGAGAGGCACUGUGAAAGAAAAUAGUUUAUCAACCGAAGAAAAGUGUUUGAACCGCUCGACAGUACAUCCAGUCACAUGCCACUGUCUUAUUACUGUUGUAGAAAUAUGAUUAAAGCACAAGCGAUGUGGGAUGACAUUCUGAUCGCAUACCCCAGGGACAUGCUUGCACUGAAAAUGCUUUCCAACCACAGCAUAUUUGUUGGACCUAAGGAUUUGUUAAGAGAUAGUGUGGCAAGAGUGUUUCCACAUUGGAAGCAAGAAAUACCACUAUAUGGGUACAGUAAUGGUAUUGUUCUGUUGACAACGUCAAGUUUCAACACUAUCAUGAGAAGAAGUUAAAUUCAAUUUUUAUCCAGCAUUUAGAAAAUACCGCUUCGUAAUUUCUUUGUGUCAUAGUGUGCAAAUACCACAUCACCCACGUAUAGUCCAUCAAAGACUUUUUCUCGCCCGCGAUUAGUCUGAACGCGUCAAGUGAUCGAAUAUGCCCUUGCUAAGACUGGGGAACCUGGUGAUAUUUCCCAAUUAUCAAAGCUUACGUUCAAUGCGAUUUGAAAGUCUUCGUUUAAAAUUAAUUCAAAAUGAGAAAGGGUUUUGCUGUCGUUGCGGGAGAAGCUACAUAUUUGUUUGUUCAUAGAUUUCAUAAUACUACAUAAAACUUCAUAAAAGACAACCGAAAAGUGAACGUCGGAGCAGUAAACAGUAAGCUGUUAGUAAACAGUUUGUACUGCGCGUUGCAAAAAAUAUUUAUUUUAAAUAUUUAUUUUCAUUCAUUAAAGAUAUCUAAGGCACAAGAAACACAGCACCUCCGUUUGGUGCGAGAAUAUGCACAAGUAUUUGUCCUUGGACAUGAUCGGUUCCUUGAAGCUCGCACUUUUCCUUGAAUUUGACUCUCGGAAAACUGUUUGCCUCUCGGAACAGAUCAUGUUUGAGGUCAGGUAUCCCUGCAUACUUUCGCGCCAAAUGGAGGCUAUUGUUUAUUUAGAAUACAGGAAUCACUUCAUGUUGCCUGUAAUUACGUGUAGCCUGCCAUAAUUAUAAUUAACAAUACUGAUGACAGUAAAAAUACUAUGUGUUCAGUAAGGGAGAAUCUUAUCGUCACUCAGUCACGUUUUGACUGAAUAUUAAAACAAAAAAGGAUAUUUCCUUUCAUGCGCAAAUUAAACCCAAGUUAAUUAAGGCUCAUCAACCAUUACAGGUAUCUCUUCGGUAUGCAUGCCUUUGGGUUGGAAGAGACGAACUUCUACAGAGAAGCAGAGAAACAAGCUCGCAAGGUACCAACAACAACCACUUAAAAGAAUGUUUGUAUACUAUCAAGUACUGCAAUAAUAUAUUUGGUCUUUCUUCAAAUUUUGGUUACCUGUUAACGUUGCAAUCCACUAAAUGCAGAGAGCGGAUUAAGAGCCACAGAUAAUAUGCAUACAGUAUUUAAGAUGGAGCCUAAUGGAAAGCCUUAUAAAGGAAUUUUUAUUCAUACCCAUGCGAUGGAAAGGGUCUUCAUAGGGAGAGAGUGAGUCAGUACUGCAAAGUUGAGAUCGAUCUUUGAGCUGCCAUACUUAGCGUGGGUGCAUUUUUCCUAACCAUCCUGUAUAUUCGCCCCUUUUUCUUCGUUUCCCUGAAUCGUCCAUCGGAAACGUGAGGGGAACAUGGAGAUCACAUUUGCAUGAAUUAAUACACAGUUCUGUGCAACCAGAAAUGCAAUGGUGUUUAUAAUAGACUAAGAUAAGUUGUUUGUAAGUUUUGAUGUUGCGCACGAGUAAUCAAUCCUCUUAACGAGUGUAUCCUUAGGAACAUGAAAAAAGAGAAACUAUGGGAACCAGGGUGAUGUAUGCAGUUUUCAAAAUGUUGACCGAAUAUUGACGCCUGUUCAUAUGAACGAUAGGGAUUGGAGCUGAUUCCUACAGACACGUGGGCAACACAUGCCUUGGCGCAUGUUAUGGAGAUGGAAGGCCGACAGGAUGAAGGGAUUGAAUUCAUGAGUAAAACCGUGGAAAACUGGAAGGUACGAUUUUUUUCUUGUUCAACAUGUGCUUUAAAUUUUUGGACACGAGAGAUCUCUGGCUUUUUUGUGUGUAAUGUAUGCUUGUUUAAUGCCUCACCCCCCUUCCCCUUGGAUUACGGCCGGGGGUUUAUGGGGGGAGGGGGGGAUGAUGCUAGUGAAGGCAUAUCGAUCCUAUUUCCGUUAACUUGCCAUCUUUCUUAUUCUAUUUACCAACAUGACGCUAUCGACAUUACUUAUCCUAGUAGUAUGCUGGACGUGUGUCAUAAAUGAACUUCGUAAUAGGCUUCGCUCACCGUAGAGUCUCUGUGGCUCAGCGGUAGACCAUCGGAGCGCGGAUUCCAAUGUUGUGAGGUUUGAUUCCUCAUUGGGACUCAGAAUUUUUUUCUUUGUCCCACGCUCGUGACAAGAUGAAAAACAUCUUUCACUCUUUCUGAAUUAUGAUAUCGUACAAGUAGUCAUUGUAACAUGAAGUAUGUUUUUUAUUAUCUGGCCAGCCUUGCGAGUCUUUGACCUGUCACAAUUUCUGGCACUGGGCUUUGUAUUAUAUUGAGAAGGUAUGUUUGCAAUAAAAGUACAAAAAUGACAUGUUAUGAUAAGUACUAUGAGUUUGAAAUGGGAAAAAGUUUCCUCUAACCUCCAAGGAUGCAGCAAAAAGGAUUGAUAGCAUUUACUCGUGAAGUGAUUCGGAGGGCCAAAUAAGAAAUUAUUUGGCUAGAAGUGAUAGAUAAUAUGUACGCGGAGCGCAAGGAUGUUUUGAUCCUGAAAGGAGAAUUUGGGCUUAAACAGCUUGAAUUAGUUUGUUGAGAGGGCACCACUGCCAACUGAAGUUUGAAGGAGUAAGUUGAUAGCAUGGCAAUUGUGAUCAGUUCCUCACUUGCCAUCCGCCGUAGUUCUUCUAUUGCAUUGUGCAUUGUUUGAGACAGAAUAAUUCUUCUGUUUUUUUGUUUUGAUCACCCUUCUCACUUGUUUUGACUUUGUCUCUCACGUUACUAAACAAAUAAGGAAUUUGAUUCGUCUAUUUUUCUAUUGAUUUCAGGGAGACUAUGAAGCAGCGCUUAAUGUUUAUGAUACUGAGGUACGGAAUUGUACAUGUCAAUUGAGUCUCUUUCUUCGUCAGCCAAGCUCGUCGCUACCAUCGUUGUCACCUGGAAUUGUUAUUGGUAAAGUCGCCUCCGGCUGCUCUGAAAUUAAAUUUUAUUGAACCAUUGCAGAUGGCUCCACGAUUUAAAGUAAGCAAGGUUUUUACGCUGAGGGAUGGAUCAUCUCUAUUGUACAGACUGAAACUUGAAGGUCAGUUGACACAGUAGUGACAUGAAAAGAUGAUCGUAAUGAUGCAUGAAACAGAUUAUAUACCCAUGUGCAUUUUUCAGUUUAAGCUUGCGUGCGGUGCAUAUUUCUUAAUAGGGCACGUGAUUUAAGUCCAAAACAAAAAGAGGGCUUAAGUCUCUUUCUUUGUUGGCAGGAGUCGAUGUUGGAGACAGAUGGCAACAGCUUUGUCAGUAUUGGGAAAGCCAUGCAAACGACCAUUUAAUGGUGGGUGAACUUGUUUGAAAAGAUCGCAUGCAGGCUUGAGAUUUUCCCGUGCAUUACAAUCAAAAUUAACACAGGUCUGUGCUUACACUGGUUAUCUACAGGCAUUUAGUGAUACUCACAUGCUUAUGAGCACGCUGGGUGCCAAAAAUGAAGACUUAACCAUGAAACUGUUGGAUUCCUUGAGGAAAUAUGUUAGGUAGGAAUGCUGUCGUACUUGUGAGACUUUGGUCGUCAUAGCAGUCUCUUAGCUGGAUAAUCAAGUAUUAUCAACUGAGUUUAUAACGUAAAUUGGCUACCGUAAAGGGUGUUAAAGCUGACGUUUCGAACGUUAGCCCUUGGUCAUUUCCUCUGACGAAAGGCUAACGCUCGAAACGUCAACUUUUAAACUCUUUACGGUGGCUAAUUUACGUUAUCAACUCAGUUGAUAAUACUAAAUUACCCUGUUAUACUCUACCACCGACGCAUUAACACAGUUCUUAUAGAAACUUACCCCAUUCAUUCAACAGCCUCAUAGUUGUUUCCUUUGAUUCUCAUCAGAGAUGGGUCAGGCUACAAUUGUGAAGUAUCACGUACGGUUGGUCUCGCCAUCUGCGAAGCAUUUGUGGAAGCUGAUAAAGUGAGUGGUCCCGGAGAGUGAAGACUAAGAAGUUUUUGGUUGAAAUCAAGUUCAAAAGUUUCUUUUCCUGUUUUUUUUUUCCAGGGAGACUUCGAUAAAGCUGUGUCGAUUUUGAAACCUCUUCGUUAUAAAGUAGAUCUUAUAGGAGGAAGUCGAGCUCAGGUAAGGUUUAAAAAGCAUUUUUACAGAGUGCGUAAAUCAGAUCUCAGAUCUCUGACAUAAUUUUUUUUUUUGUUGUUCGUGUGUAUAAUGAUGGCACAGAACUUCCACUAGCCGAUCAAAACACUUCUACCGCUCUCUUGAUGUUGAACGGACAUUUUAGGGAUCCUUUUUUUCUUAAAUUCCGAGAGGCUACCUUCAGAUUUAUGAGAUCUGAGCCGACAAUCUUAUCUUCCAUGAAUUCAUUAGGUCCUAAAAGGCUGUUUGGUAGAUAUCUCAAGAGAAAACCUGUUUAACUCCCAUAAUGGUGUAUUUCUAGGCGUAGUUUGGUUGUACUACGUUCUUGAGAGAGGCGCACGAGUGCCUCUUACCAGGUACCCAUGAGUAGGAAAUGAGCUGGGAAUACAGAUAUAUGAUACAUCCUACAGUCAAUGAGCCAGGUUCCUGGAGAAUAUGAUACUGCUUAAGUAACAUGUUAAAACAAAAAGUGAAGGAGGAAUUUGGCCGAUGGCUUUUGCCCCAUCAUUAAACAAAUGCAAGUAACUCGAAUAUGUCAUGACGUAAUAUUUUGAGCCUCCUCAAAGACGUUUUUAGAUGGAGGAAAACUGUGCUGCAAAACAAAAAUCCUUGCGUUCUUUUGUCUGUUUUAGCGAGAUGUUUACGAGUUAUUCUUGAUAAAUGCUGCCAUGCACUCUCAUCGAAAGGAGGAUCACCAAUUUGCCAGGUAAUCACUUAGUGUAUCAAUUAGUUAUCGACACCCCUACAUUGUGUAUCUAAUGAAGGGACAUGCGCAGCGGAUUAUUUCUGACAAAUUUCGGACUUUUCCAGAUAUGUUGUAGUUACAACAGUUUCUCUCCUGUGUCUUGUUGGGUUCUGCUGUGUUAUUAAAGUCUCUCGAUGUGGGUAUUAAUAUAUUUAUACUUUGUUCUAAGCUCUUCUCCACUCUUCUGUUUUGUUUUUUUGAUCCUUUUUUUCUGUUUUUUUCUUUUAUUGUUGUUGUUGUUGCUGUUGUUUUUUCAGAUGUCUUAUUGCUGAAAAGAAAGCCAAAAAAGAUAACGCACCCCUGACGGACAGACUUAUGGCACAAGUACUUCCUCUUUUAUAACAAUGACAUGGAGUAAUAAUAAUAAUGACCUAGUUGACCAGGGUAAACCCAUCAGCUGAAGUUGUUAUUAAUUGGUGCCCUGGGCAACUGAAAAAUUAUCAGUUAAUGAAAAAAUAACUAUUACAGAUGAACCAUCAGAAAAAUGUAAAAGAUAUGUACAGUGUCGAUGGAUAAAAACUGAAGUGAUAUGUUUUAUUUUUGUCAAUCCACAGGGGAUUAUUUCGUGCGGACUCACUGAGCUUAUAUAUACUGAGUCUCUCAUUAUUACUUACCUUUCACGUCUAAUCGCAACGCUAUCAUCAUCAUCAUCAUCGUCACUUUAUUUGCCUUUUUCAACUACGCAAAUUAUUUAACUACAGCAUUCUGAUUUAAAAAAGGCAAGAAGACCCACGAAGCCACCGAGCUUAUGGGAGAGGCCACCUCACUUACCACAUUAUAUUUAAGAACAAGUGCUGCGCAUGAGUGGCUCAGCCAAUUCAACGAUUAUUCAGGGAUCAAACACUGUUUAGAUCUCACUUUCUUAUUUAACCUUUCAAACGGGAGUUAAGGGAGGAAGGUCUUUCACACUAGUACCGACCACACUGAAAUAACACCCGGAGUCAAUUCAGGAGCGAAUAGAAUUGAGCUUGCUUCUAGAAGUCAAUUCUGAACAUUCUAUGAAUUAUAAGCAUCUAGACCAUUAUGUCAUAUAUUUUAAUUCUCUGUAAAUAUAUGUAAAUGUAGAGUUGAUUUUAUUUUUGUUUGUAGCUGUACCUUUAGAUAUUUUAGCCGUUGUUUAAAUCAUCUUUCUGUUGCAGUUUUAGCAUCUACCCAAUAAAGCAAUAAAAGGAUAUUCUCUACGUGGUUAACAUAUGCCGGAGGGGGGUCAUAAGAAUACUACAAAUCCUUACAGGGGGAUCAGGAAAAUUUUAUCGUGACACAACAAAAAUUCCCUAAUUCACCCCCCACCUCUACCCCCACAGCGUUCAUAAACGAUGAACGCUCCUUCGAGUGACUUUUUCUUCAAAAUCGCCUGUGUUUCUUUUAUCCUCCUUGUAACGUAAUUGUCUCGACCUUUUCUGAAAGAGAUUCUGUCUGCCCAUGUUAACCCUUCCACUUUUCAACCAAACCUAGUAACACACAUUCCGUACUGCAGUAAAAAUCCAUUCAGAAUUUCCUCUUUCCCCCCAAAGCUCUCGAGAUAUUCCUAACAUUUUCUUAAAAUUUGCAUAAUUCUCACGAUUUUUUUUGUCCAAGUCUAAUAUCAUGACAAACUUCCCUUUCACGCCAAACCACUUAUUUCGUUACUAACUGAGUGACAGGUUUGCAUGACACGAUCUUACGUUACGUCAUCACUAGCACUGACCAAAAGAAUAGCAGGCUCUGGACCUAAAUUAGGGGGCACCAGUCCCUUAAUAAUUAUAAAUACUUCGCGCGUGCUUUGUCAUUCUCUCCGUGACAUUGGACAGGUGACAGUGGUUGGAGUUGUCUGCGGGGAAGUCAGUCGUUGUCCAGAUUCGUGCUUGAUUGCGUUGAAAAUGUCAUACCUACACACUCACUGGCGAGAUGUUGAUGUUAGUGUCUCUAUUUGUUUUGCUUUAGAUGUGAUGCAUUCGCCUCUACCUUCUAGUUCCGCCCUUCUUCCCAAGGGGAUAUGGUGUUUAAAUUAUGUGACAGGCGGACAAUUUUUUUUUUCGCUUUAAUCAGACCCCCAAAAACUGCUUUUUCAUGCUUUUCGUAGUAGACUUGGAGUUGGUAUCUUUUUAUACUCGCAAAUUGUAAUAGAUCGUAACUACAUGAACAUAUAUGCUGCAGGUCGAAGAUCGGGGAUCGAAGAUCAUUGUAAUGGGGAGCCAUGACCAAGCAAAAAUAAUAAAGAAAUUGAUUCGUAGUAGUUAUUAUCAUUAGAUGGAGGAAAUAAACCACCUUGAUAAUUUUCGAAGAAAAAAAAUUUAAGAUUUUUCUGAGGGCAGAUCAUCACGAUCAAUAUAAUGCUAACUAUAAAAUGCUGCAUUUUGUUUUUAUGUCUGUUGCCGUAAGGAGAAGUAAGAUGCUUAUCACUCUUAUCGUUAAAAGGAAGAAAAAUGUUUUGUUUUGUAGGCAUGGAGGAAGGAAGGUCUUUUACUGUCAACAACAAGCAAUGAAGCUGCGAAAAUGUUCGAUGCCUCCCUCACUCAGGUUAGGUCAAUAUUGAAGGAGUUGUUAGUAAUUUCAGAAUUGCUAUAAAACACAUUUUGAUGGAAAAAAGGAGACUUUAUUUUCCUCUAGAAAAUGUGUCAAUAUUACUUGUUGGUCAUCCAUAUGCAUGUUAGACUAGUUGAACACAUCAGCAACCAGAUAAAGAAAAGUACCAAUUUCUAUCAAAUUUGAUCUCUGAUAGAUAUUUGUAGUGGACAGGUGGUUAAAUUUCUUCCUCUAACUAUAUUGGUUCAUUCAUGAUGAUUUCCUUUCUAUAAUCAUUUGAUUAUUCCAACUUGUAACCAAUAGUUGCUGUUUUUAAGGUUGUGGCUCACCUUGACUAUGACAGUGUUGGUGGUCUGCAGAAUUCAGUAACCAGAAUGUUGGAAGCAGAUCCUGAUUUUGGUAAAUGUACUAAGCUUUCUUAAUGGGCGUCCAUCUAUAAAAUGAAUUCAGAUGGUCCUAAAUUUGUAAAGAUUAUUUUCAGAGUUACAGGUUUUUUAAAUUCAUUUUUGAAAUAGUAUUUAAAAAAAAAACUGCAUAAUAUGGAAAACUUCUAAACUGCUGGAACUCUUUCCAAAUGAUAGUUUUAAGUGCUAACUAAGGGUAUUACACCUACUCUACUGGCAUUAAAGUAGUUGGCACUUUUCCUCUUCGCAAGUGAUCAAUGACCAUCAACAGAACAAUUUAAAAAUCAACAAUUUUGUAAAUGCAUGAUCUCUAAUAAGUUACUGUCAUGUAUUUGUAAGUCCCCACAUUUUCACCAAAUCAAUGUGACAAGAAAAGAGUGAGCAUGUUUUAACAUUUGAAAACAUUAAACUGGACGAGAUAGGGAGGAAAAUAAAAGUUAUUGAUUGAAAAAAUUGAAAUGGUAUUAAUUGUUGAGUUUGCCAAGACUUUUGUCACUUAAUUUUUUUACAGCUGAUUUUUUUCCUACUUCCACAGUGGAUUUUGUUGAAAAGGAGGGACUACCUACGGUUUUUCUGUUUUGCGUAAAUGACAUCAUGAUACUGAUUUUGACCUUUUGUCUUUUCACAACCGACAGCCAUGGGUCAUGUUUUGGCAUCUAUCUUUGAAGUAAAGAAUUCUAUGGAUGUUGCCCAGUCACUAGCUUCAAAGGGCAAACUUAAUGACAGAGAAAUGCUCCACUUUAAUGCUGCAAAAGCACUAGCUGCAGGGUAAGAUAUAUUUAGAUGUCAUUUCAUAUGUCUUAUAACUUUAUUUAUAUCUCUUAUUAACUGAGUUUGAGGUCUUUACUGUAAGUUACAGACCAAUUUUUUUGCACCUGGAUUUAUGUCUCAGGUGUGAUAAAUCUGAGUGGAAAAAAAGCAAGCUUCCGUAACUUACAAUACAGACUUAGUAAACUAGGUUACUGAGAUACUUAUUUUAUCUCUGGCUUGAAAUAGAAGAUUUCAAUUCAAAGAAACUUUUGAAUUUAGUUGGCUGUGCAGUGAAGUAUGGCCUGCUAAAUUAACCAAUUAAAGCACAUGUUCUAACUGAGAGAUAUAAUGACUAUCUUUACCAGUAUACUUUUAUUAACUUUGAAUAUAACAACCUCGACCUUUUCAUUACAUGUUAUUAUACUUUUGGAUUAUGGAGGGUCACUAUAAUCAAUUUUUUUCCUCCUUUUAAUCUCCUGAGUUUUUAUAAGUGCUUAGUAAUAACAGGAGCUUGUUCAUUAUACAGAACAUCAAUGGUACUUAGUUUUCAUAACAUCACAUUCACCAAGAAGCUUAUCAUAUUAGACUUUUAUCAUACUAUAAGUGUUUAUGUAUUAAACCCUACCUGCUAAUUUCUAUAGUAUGCAGAUGAAUUUAAGAUGCAGCACUUCUCGUUUGCAUAUAGCUGGAUGGGUCUUGAAUCCGCAGGCCUUAGAUUCCCAGGUUCUAUUAGAGCCAUUGUUUAUUUCUAUACAAAUAUCCAACUUAUAGAUUUGAAACUCAACCAGAUCAGAACUAGAAAGUUUAGGCAGCCUCGGGCUUGAUGAUUUAUUCAGCUGUAUUCAGUCAGAAUUUGUUAACCUGAAUGGUUAAUUAAAAUGUUUCCAGCCUGUUUUCUUGUUGUUACCCUCUAACUCCCAUGAGUGACCAAGACGAAAUUUCUCCUUACAAUAUCAAUACAAAUUAUCAAGUAGACAAGUGACGAGAUAAAGAAAAAUAUUAAGUAGGGGAUUAUUAGUUGAUCCAAUACCAAAUUCUCCAAACUAACAUCACAAGAACUAUUUGGCAGACAGUAAGGAGAAUUACUAAUGAGAUCUUGAGAGUUAAAGAGUUUUAGGGAGGUGGGUUGGCCCAAUAGUGAGUGCAUGGGACUCUGGUUUGAGAGUUAUUGGUUUAAGAGCACUGUAGUAGGGUCAUUGUGUUGUGUUCUUGAGCAUGGUGCCUCUCUCCACCCUGGAGUCUAAAUGGGUACAGUGUUUUUUUAGCAAAGUGUCUGGGAAGCCUUAAUGCUGUGGGUAACCUUGCAUUGAACUGGCAUCCCAUUCAGGAAGUAGUAAUACAAUUUACUCCUACUUGUUUCAUGCUAUGGAAACUGGGAUAAGCUCUGGCUACAAUUUAAUUGGGACACUUAGCUUGAGAAGACUUUACUAAUCAACCCUUGUUGUUAAUGACUGUAUAGAAAUAUACCAAAAGCACAAGAAGUCUGGGAUGACAUAGUGAUGGCUUACCCAACAGAUAUUCUGGCACUAAAGAUGCUUGGGAAUUAUGGCAUAUUUUUUGGUCCCAAAGACAGGAUAAGAGACAGUGUAGCAAGAGUGUUGCCACAUUGGAAACAAGAAAUACCUUUAUAUGGGUAAAUUAAGUAAUAACAGUACUUGUUUAUGAUUUUGAUUCAUGAUUAUAGUGAGCAAUCAAUUAAAAUUUCAUUAUUAUAUGUACACUGACUCUACCAACCCAGUAACUGCGGCAGUUGUACUAUAGUCUUCUUAACUUUUAAGUUAAUAAAAUAUCACAUUUAUGUAUUUUUUAUCCUGUCCAUAUGGUUUGAGGUUUUCCUUGUAUUUACUUUGAUUAGGCUAUUUCUUUUGUUGUAAUGGGAAUUAUGAUUUAAUUUCAUUAAAAAAAAUAGCUGUUGAAAUUCUCUUCCCAGGCUUAAACGUCAACUAGGCAAAGAGGGUUGGGGGGGAGAAGGUGUUUCUAUGGUGCAAGUUACCUUCCUCUUUAAGAAAAUAACAUAAACACUAAUAAUCUAUGAGUCAGUUAUAGAACCCCAGACUUAAUCGAUUCUACUUUUUUAUAGAAUGUGUAUACAUCUUUUAAGAUUGGAAAUUUUCAUCUAUUAUCUUGAUUGUGUCAGGUACCCAUUGACACAAAAUAAAACAAUGUUAUGUUAGCCAUUUAUUCUAAACCAAAUGAUCGUCCUUGACAUAUGGUAUUUUUUUUAACUGCAGGUAUCUUUUUGGUAUGUAUGCCUUUGGAUUAGAGGAGACUAACUUCUACCAGGAAGCAGAAAAACAAGCUCGAAAGGUAAUUCAUGGAGACAACUGAGAAAAACCAUUUAGAAGUUGUUAAGUAUUCGUUAUAAUAAUUUCCUUAGUCUGGUUAGGAUAUCGAGCAAACUUCUUAAGCAUAGUGUUUCUAAGAACAGUGCAUUGAAGUGGAAUUCAAAGCAGUAUAUGGAGUGUAAUCAUUAUGGGAUUGACAGAUGAGGGUUGGACUCAAACUGAAACAAGAACUGAACAAACAGACAGACAAGCAACUGAAACACUUUCAGCGGGUUAUGGAAAUCUCAGACUGAACACACUACCGAGUUAAGAUAGUUGGGUUUUAUCAACUGAGUUGAUAGUGGAAAUUGGCCACCGUUAAGAGCUUCUAAGCAGAAACGCCAGCUUUAGAAACUUUUUACGGCGGCCAAUUUACAUUGUCAACUCAAUUGAUAAAAACCAAAUUAUCUUGCAAUAACUCCUUCCCCCAUCCCCAACGGUGAAGAUGUACGUUUAGCUGUAUCCACAGACUGGCAUAGAAUUUCCUUGUAUACGGUAACGGAACCCCGAAAAACCUUGUGGUACCAUAUACUGUACAUUCUGUUUUCAUUGGUUUCAUUAAGAGUGCUUUUCGGUCCUUUUCGAUUGAGUGUUGUAAAACCAAAUGCAAAGCAAUAACAACGGCCAAUCAGAAGAAAGGAAAAACCCCACUGAGAAAUUAAUCAGUAAUGAGUCAGUGAGCCAAUGAGAACUCAUAAUAAAACCAAGUAAACUGCCUAAAGCGCGGGAAAACGCGGGCGAUCAAGUCGUGAUUGGUUUUUGUUUUGCAUCUGAUUGCGUAAGUUUUCUGGACCAAUCACACAGUAAAGUAAAGCAAAAGCAAAGUCAUCACGGAUUACUUUUAACACUCAAUUGAAAAUUACUUUGACUGUCUACUUGCUAAGUCUCUUAAAAAUUUAAUUUUGAAACAUGCCAAUCUAAACGGUAGGGAUUGGAGCUUAUUCCCAGUGACACGUGGGCAACUCAUGCCUUGGCUCAUGUUAUGGAGAUGGAAGGUCGUCAGGAUGAAGGAAUUGAAUUUAUGAGUAAGACCGAGGAAAACUGGAAGGUAGAAUAUUAACUGUUUGACCUCUUGAUUUUUUAGAAUGAAGGCAAUGUUAUAUCUUUUUUUGUGUGUGUUCAUUUUUCGGAUAAAUGUCUGGAUGUUACCCCACUAGUUCUGUGAGAACAUUUCCUAACCGUCUGAAAAACGUCUGAUUUUGUCACUAGAUACUCGAAUAUUCACGCCCCCACCCCGACCCCUCUCCUUAUUUUUGACCGUUCACCGCCCCCUCUUCCCAGCCUUCCGCUGCCAUUAAAAUCAAAGAUGGCGGCCAUAAUUUCCGUUAAGAAAAUGCAGAGCAAUCGCUCGACAAAAUUACGCCUACUCUGCAGGCUAGGUACUCGUAAGCAUUGAGUAGUGGUCCAGUCAUUUAAUAUUAAUUGAGAUGAAUAUUCUUCUUUUUCUGGCCAGCCAUGUGAGUCUUUGGCCUGCCACAAUUUCUGGCACUGGGCUUUGUACUAUAUUGAAAAGGUAUGCUCUUUCUAAAAGCUAACAGUGGCGUGUAUAUGUAUAGAUAAGUAAAGAGCAAAGUUACCACUUCUUGAAGCUUUAAGGAACCACCGAAAAGAUUAUAGAUGGUGCAUGAAGCUGAUUUCAAGGUACACUUCUUCUAUUUAGCUAAAGGUGAAGUAUGCCACGAAAACCAUAUGUCGUCUCCUGUAUCAAAAGGUGUACAGAAAAUCUACCCCGAAUGUUGUUUACAGAUUCGAAAAAGCAACGUAACCUUUUGGAAUAAGUGCUAAAAUUCGAGUAUGGACGAAGCCAUUUUGAUAGCAAUUCUAAAUGCAAAGGCGUCGCACUCGUCGCACAGAAUUGUAAUGUGUCCUGUUCGUGUUCUGUGUGCAUUUUAGAAAGGUAGUGAAUUGUGAGCGUCGGAUUACUGAUGACUAUCGUUUUAAGAAAAUUUUGCAAAGGAGCCACAGGGUUGACAGAGCAACUGCAUUUCGAUGUUUCUCUUUUUAUUUCCUUACUGAUUUGCGAUUUAAGCAGUUGCCACCUGUUGGGAGAGAUAUAACCUCAUUCAGUUUAUAACUUGACAUCCAACGACUAAAUGUGAUUACUUAAUGAAGUACUUUACAGCGUGAAGGCACCCUGUUUUUUCCCUUUAUUUUGCGCUAAAAUCGUUAUGUUAUCGCUCUUCAGGGAGAUUACGAAGCGGCAUUAAACAUCUAUGACACAGAGGUAAAUCCACGUGUAACUUCAAUUAUUUUUUUUCUUCUCUAAAUUUCUUUCCCCCUUAGAAGACGUCUUCAUUAUGGCUGGCAUGAUUAUUGUUCGUUUUUGUAAACCCACCAUUAGGGAAAUAGACCCCUUUUUUAUCGUAUUCCAAUAAGAUCGCUUUCGUCCUGUUCGCAGUUAAAUUGCAUGAUAUACCCUAUUUGCAGAUGUUACCGAGAUUUAAAGCAAGUGCCACUUUUCCGCUGACGGAUGGAUCAUCCCUGCUCUAUCGACUGAAAUUUGAAGGUUGGUAAACAAAAGUUGGGAAGUUUUCUUGUUUUUUCUUUGUGUUUUUACCGGCUCCUUGUAUUGUUUUCCUUUGUUCUGGUUGAUUAUUGUAAUAAAUUUCAAUCGGCUUUAGUACAAAAACAAACUAAUCCAAACAAAAAAACAAAGAGGAAUAAACAAAUACAAGACGCGAUUAAACUUUCUUAUUGCAGGUGUCGAUGUUGGUGAUAGAUGGCAACAGCUCUGCCAAUAUUGGGAGAGCCACGCAGAUGACCAUUUUCUAGUAAGUGAAUUGAAUGAAAGAAAAAGCAUUGUUUCUCCGUUUUCCGCGUCAUGUGGUGGCAAUCGAAGAUAACACAAGUCUACACUUAUGGUAUCUACAGGCAUUUAAUGACAGUCAUAUGCUUAUGAGCACGCUGGGGGCAAAGAAUGAAGAUUUGACCAUGAAACUUUUGGAUUCCUUGAGAAAAUAUGUUAGGUAUGAAGUAAGUUUUGAGUUUUUACCAUCGACAAUGGGUUGUCAGGGCGCAACCAACACAAACAAACAAACAAUCCAACGAACAAGCGAAACCAAGAGAAGAAAUGGGAACCUUGCAAUGAUAAUAUACUACCAACUCCCAGGAAAUAAUUCACAUACAACAGUUUCGAUUAUUGUCACAUGAAAAUCGAGAACACGUGAACAAGAACCAAAACCAUGUAUAAUUAUUUCCAGCCACACUUCUCUUCCACAACACAGGGAACCAACGAGACAGUGAGUCUGUUUGGGUAUCUUUGGGGCACGCGGAGCUCCCAAGGGCUGAAGGAAACCCCAUGGGACGGGAGGGAGGGUAAACAAACAGCUAAAACGAUCGAACAGACAAAACGAGGUAAAGUUAACAGCAUGGAGGUCUGGGGCUAAUGAUGUUAUUCCCCCUAGGAAAAUUAACCAAAUUUAUCUUGGUUACUCAACUUUGUAAGGUUUUGAGCUCUCUAUUUUGAUCAUUUUGACAAUAUCCUUUUCUUUUGGUUUCUUCUUUCUAGAGAUGGCUCGGGAGAGAAUUGUGAAAUAUCACGUACGGUUGGUCUCGCCAUUUGCGAGGCAUUUGUAGAAGCUGAUGAGGUGAGUGUAUAGUGAUGGUUUUCAUAGCAAACAGUGCUAUUGCUUUGCGAUCGAGUGGUCCGACUGUCCGGGUGAGUGUAAUCCUGCGAAAGAAUGUUGUCUGUAGUGGUGACUGACAUUUCGACAACCUUAGCGGAAGUCAUUCAUUCUGAUAACGACUUCCGCUCAGUAACGUCAGCUACUGAUACCGUCAACAGUCCUUCUCAGGACCACCCUCACCAGGACCAUGAGACUAAAUGAUCACAUGUUACCCCCUGGUUCAAACCAUUUACUAUAAACAGCGCUUUGCUUGAAAUCAAGUUUACAUGUUACUGUUCCUGUUGCUUUCUUUUUCUCUCCUGUUAUUUCUAGGGAAACUUUGAUAAGGCUGUAGCAUUGUUAAAACCUCUCCGUUAUAAAGUGGACCUUAUGGGCGGAAGUAGAGCGCAGGUAAGAAUCAAAACGCCUCUUUGCUUGAGGAAAAAAAUUAAGAAAGAAAUACUGCCUUGAGCUAUUGUCACGAAGUCGUGAUUGGUUUCGGUUUUGCAUCUGAUUGGUUGAGAGGGUGGUGGAAGUUUUCUGGACCAAUCACAGCACGAGGUAAACCUAAACCAAUGCUAAUACAUGUAGCCAAGUAGUAUAGUUGAAGCUGUAGUGGUUUUUACUGGAAACGGCUACGACCCAACUCCAUAAGGCGGUCUUCCUGGGUGAAUGGGCGUCUGUGCUGGAAGUUGCUAACACUCGACGUGUGCUUAUAUGUUUAUUUGUAGCGAGAUGUUUACGAGUUGUUCUUGAUCAAUGCUGCUAUGCAUUCGAAACGCAAAGAGGAUCAACAAUUUGCCAGGUAACUAUUUCGUUUACUCAUUCCGUCGUAGACUCUUUUAUUUUAUUGGUCAUAUCUUCUCAUAAUAUUUGACAGAUUCCCGAUCGGCAUAUUCUCUAUGAGUUUUAAAUUAUUCGCUGAUGUCGGUUUCUAAGAAAAUAAUUUUUUUCCACGUUUACUAAAGUAACUUCUCAUUCUUGUACAUUGUAUGUGACUUGUUGAAAGAAUUAAGUUAUGGUUAAAGAGGGUGGCCGUGAGUAGGGAUUAGAGACCAUCAGCAGAAUUCGUAUGUCACAUUGUCAUAAUUCAGUUGAUCAGGCAAAAAUUGCUUUUUAAAGGAAAGUCAGGUAAAAGGCUGGGAGUUUCAAAAUCCCGGCUGACUGUAGGAACCGUGAACGCGGUUUUGUCAUCCAAAUUGCUGCAAAUUUUUUUCACUACAAUCGUCGCAGAUUUUUUGGUUGCUCUAAUGAUGGUUACAAUAAAUUCAUUUGAUUACAUACCCUCGCAAAUCCCCGCUGCAGCUCUAUGCUACGUAAGCGAUAAUGGCACUCUUUAAGACUUUUUUAGGAGGAUGCGGGUCAAAACGUACAUAGCAAAAUAUAGCUAGUUUUUGUCAACUACCUUUCUGAUUUUUUUCGUGUAGUUUUGUUUGAAAAUUCUUUUUUGUUUCUUUGUUGGUUUUCCCAGGUGUAUUAUCGCUGAAAAGAAGGCUAAAAAAAUUAAAGCUCCGAUGGCGGACAGACUUAUGGCACAAGCUCUUCAAAUGGAUUAGGAUGUAUAUUGUUUAUUAGAU